This is a messenger RNA of Alternaria burnsii, 189 nucleotides long. RefSeq lists its product as uncharacterized. The record is from RefSeq and is a predicted model, not a curated record. The transcript has 2 exons. The coding region runs from base 1 to 189 and encodes 62 amino acids. Lineage: Eukaryota; Fungi; Ascomycota; Dothideomycetes; Pleosporales; Pleosporaceae.
AUGCAUGGGCUCCUCCUCCUGGUGACACGUAUUUUCCGACUGAUUAGAGUGACGUUGAUGAUGACGAUACAACCAUGGGGUACCUCAAGUAUAUUAGACAGGUGUUGUACGCAAGCAAAGUACAACAGACCGAUCACUAUACCGCCUGUGCCUCUGAGCACCCCUAAUUUCCUUUCUCGGUUUCUAUGA